Drosophila serrata is the source of this 2641-nucleotide messenger RNA. It is a transcript of the gene krimp, whose product is annotated as krimper. The record is from RefSeq and is a predicted model, not a curated record. NCBI's taxonomy places the organism in Eukaryota, Metazoa, Arthropoda, Insecta, Diptera, Drosophilidae. Gene Ontology annotation, molecular function: metal ion binding.
AAGCAUUAAAUUAUUUUUCCCAUUGAAACAUGAGGGUUCCAGUGUUUAGUGCAUAUUUAAUCCAGUUCCACUUUUACGGUGCGGUUUAGUACAAUCAUUAACAAAAGCGGCGGGCACACUACAUCCCGCGAAGCUCUUAAACUUACAUGUUUCCUAUUUCUAUUGUGAUUACUUUUUGAACUUAAAAUGGAUCUCCACGACAUUACGGCGGUCAUGAAACUUUGCGAUGACAAUCUGCAAAAGCUGCAGGACAGCAUUUCGUCCUACCAGCGUGAAGUGGACCAGGUUCGACAGGUGCUUGCGGAGAGGUGGAUGAACGUGGAAAGGGAGGACGGCAGACUAAUUGCGCUACACGAUCAGCUAUUGAGCAGCCUCAGCGAGGUAAAUGCAUAUGUGAUAAAGAUGAAUCUGCACAUAAAACUUAACCGACCAGGCGGUGGAAUGUUCCGGGAGAGUGAGCAGCCGGAGGAGCCCUCGUAUACAUGCGAUUCUGUAAAGCUUUCGGGAAUAAGCGCCAUAGAAGAGAACGUCGAAGAUGACAAGCCGCCAAAUCAGGACAGUGUCCAGCACCCGCCAGAAGAUUCGGGCCAACAAGUUAUGCCCAUUGAUUUAUCGUCAGAAGAAAAGGUCGCAGCGGAGGUGGUACCACCGAAUAGACCUAACCCAAAAUCGAGUCAAAUUUCUGAGAACCUGGUAUUCUCAAUGCACUCCAGUUGGGUGAUUGAGCCCACUCCGGAGAAUCUCAAGCCAAAUCCUCUGCCCAUACAGCAGUCUCCUUCUCAAGCUUCAAUAGUUCCGCGGUUCCUGCCAGCAACUUUGCCCAAAUUUCCGUUGGCAGAGCGUAACCGGACCCUGCUACCACCCAAAUCCGGUACACAGACAUCUAGUGAUGGCAUCUACUCGCAAAUCUUCAAGAAUAUUGCCGCUUUUCCCGCAAACACUGUGGUCAAGGCUACCGUGAUGCACCUGAAUAUCGCCACCAAUUGCUUAUAUGUUGCCCUGUGGGAUACGAGCUCCCAGCCGCUGAUGAAACUGCUAGGGGGACAGAUGGCGCUACGAGAAUUGGAUCAGGUGCCAGACUACGGUGACAUCUUUGCAGUCUAUGACUGUAGGGACCAGGUCAUUCCACGAGUUACAGUCAGUGCCAUUACCGAGGGCGGAGGCUACGAUGCCUACCUGCUUGACUACGGUGAGCAUAUUCACCUAAGCGGCAAGGAAAAUAUAUUUGCCCUGCCUGAUUGCAUCAAACAGUUGCCGGCCGAGGCGAUUCGCUGCCAUAUGGCCAACUUUAAUGUGUCCAACGUGAAAAAGAAUAAUUACGAGACGAUUAAGCUCCACGUACUUGAUAACAAUGGCAUCGACAUCGUGGCGGAUCUCCUGGAGGAGGAUAAAAGCAUUGAUCGGGUUGGAAAUGUUUCGAAAACUGAAACCCCAAGGGAUAAUGCCGGUGGCAAGGACGACGGCCUUGCAGAAAAGACAGCUCCUGUCAAGCUGAGUGAGGCGGAUAUGGCCAUGCUGAAUGAGAUUGGAACGAGUACCAGUGAUCCGCUUAAGGCCGUGCUGGGAUUCAGGCCAAGGGACGAACAACGCAUUUGUAGGCACUACGAUCCCAAGAUUAAUGGCUGCUUUAAAGGAAAUAACUGUCGCUUGCUCCAUGAGCCCUUCGCCCCUUUGGGUGCCACCAAGGACGUGGAGGUGGUUGCAGCUCUCCCCGAAGCUGUGUUCGACUCUCCGGUGCCUCCAAAGAUAGGCAGCACUGUUCGCAUGCUAAUUACCUUUGUGAAUAGCCCGAUUGAGGUGUAUGCCCAAUUUGUGGACGAUGCGGCUCCGCUGGUGUGGGACGACAAGGAUGUGCCGGUACAUAAGCGCACGUUCAAGCGGAAGCCCCACAUCCUGGACAUAGUACUAGCCCAAUAUAGCGAUGGCUGCUUCUAUCGGGCACAAAUCAUGGACGAACAGGACGAGGAAUACAAGAUCUUUUAUGUAGACUAUGGCAACACAGAGUUCGUGUACAUAAACUCUUUGGCUUCAUGCGAUGACGUGGACAGCUUAAAGCCGCAUCGGGCCAUCAGUUGCCAUAUAGAGGGCGUCAUCCGGAUGCCUGAUCUAUGCCCUCAAAAGACCGCUGAGUGUGUGGAAUAUCUAAAGACUAAGUUGCUAAACACGGAAAUGGAUGUGGUACUGAAGAAUCGUCUGCCAGAUGGAUUUCUGGUAGGCUUAACGGGCGAAUAUGCGGUUGUGCCGCGGAAAUUAGUGCAGCGUGGGUAUGCGCAGCCCAGCGACGGUCUUCAGGAAAAUUUUAAUGUGAAAGACCUGAAAGACGGCCAUAGUGACACAGACCAUGAUUUCUAAGUUUCUUUUUCUUGAGUUUUUGCCAAAGUUAUUAUUUAAUAGAAACGAAAACUGCUGUUAUUUUAUUAUUUAAAGAAGUUACGAUUAUGUUGACCUUUCGUUAGUUUUAAGCAAAAUUUGAGUUGCAUUUAUCUAAAGUUAAAUCGUGGUAUAAUCUUUAACGCUAGAGCUUACUUUUAAGAAAAUGAAUUUUCCACCUUUUCAUAAAAUUAGCUUUUUUCCUUGCUGAAUUUCGAUUCAGAAAUACAAUCUUCAUUCUGCUCUAGCGGCAUGUCGGGUUGCUUGAUUA